This is a messenger RNA of Selaginella moellendorffii, 754 nucleotides long. RefSeq names its product transmembrane emp24 domain-containing protein p24beta3. The record is from RefSeq and is a predicted model, not a curated record. NCBI's taxonomy places the organism in Eukaryota, Viridiplantae, Streptophyta, Lycopodiopsida, Selaginellales, Selaginellaceae. The coding region runs from base 66 to 707 and encodes 213 amino acids. The transcript has 4 exons. Gene Ontology annotation, cellular component: Golgi apparatus; endoplasmic reticulum-Golgi intermediate compartment; endoplasmic reticulum. Gene Ontology annotation, biological process: intracellular protein transport; endoplasmic reticulum to Golgi vesicle-mediated transport; Golgi organization.
AGUACGGAGAGGGCAUUGACUGUGAUUUAGGGUUCUUGGCGGGGGAGGAGAGGUAGGCACUGGCAAUGGCAAUGGCGCUGGCUCUGGCGCUGGCUCUGGCGCUCGCGGCGCUGCUACUGGCGUCGAUUCGAUCGGCCGAUGCGCUCUCCAUGACGGUGUACAGGACCGAGUGCGUCCAGGAGCACGUCGAGUAUGCGAACGAUAUCGUCACGGGGAACUUCGUUGUGGUGGAUCACGAGAUCUUCUGGGCCUCGGAUCAUCCAGGGAUCGACUUUGUGGCCACUUCUCCGGCGGGAGUCAUUGUCUCUUCGAUCAGGGGGUCGGCUGGAGACAAGUUUUCCUUCACGGCUGCCAUGCCAGGGCUGUACAAGUUUUGCUUCCAUAACACUGCUCCGAGCCCCGAGACUGUGGAUUUCUAUAUCCACGUUGGUCACAUUCUAAACGAGCACAACCUCGCUAAAGACGAGCACCUCAAUCCCGUACACGUAAAGAUUUCGCAGUUGAAGGAGGCCCUGGAAUCACUUAUGGCAGAUCAGCACUACCUCAGAUCGCGAGUGGAGCGGCACCAUAACACGAACAGGAGCACUCAAAAGAGGCUCCUUUUCUACACUAUUGGCGAGUACCUGGCCCUGGCCGCAGCCAGCGUAACCCAGGUUCUCGUCCUAAAACACUUGUUCAAUAGGAAGAUUGGCUACACCAAACUGUGAGAUGUUAGAGAUAAUCGUGAAUAAGACAUAAGGUGAAACUUUGUGUC